Danio aesculapii is the source of this 336-nucleotide messenger RNA. Its product is annotated as ninjurin-1-like. Gene Ontology annotation, cellular component: membrane. Lineage: Eukaryota; Metazoa; Chordata; Actinopteri; Cypriniformes; Danionidae. The coding region runs from base 1 to 336 and encodes 111 amino acids. The record is from RefSeq and is a predicted model, not a curated record. Gene Ontology annotation, biological process: cell adhesion; tissue regeneration. The transcript is spliced from 2 exons.
AUGAAUCAUUAUGCUAAUAAGAAGAGUGCGGCGGAAAGCAUGCUGGACGUGGCUCUGCUGAUGGCCAACGCGUCCCAGCUGAAGGCGGUUCUGGAGCAGGGGCCCCAAUUCAGCCUCUACACCUCCCUGAUCACACUCAUCAGCCUGUCCCUCUGUCUGCAGGUGCUGGUGGGCAUCCUGCUCAUCUUCAUAGUGAAGUGGAAUGUGAACGAUGAACAGAAGCACCUGCGUCUGAAUCUGCUGGAGAACAUCACCACUGGCUGCAUCUUCAUCAUCGUCGUCAUCAACGUCUUCAUCACUGCCUUUGGGGUCCAGCGGCCCAAUCCGGGAGUCUGA